Molecule: messenger RNA, 1356 nt
Organism: Monopterus albus (swamp eel)
Lineage: Eukaryota; Metazoa; Chordata; Actinopteri; Synbranchiformes; Synbranchidae
Product: heart- and neural crest derivatives-expressed protein 1
Exons: 2
Coding region: 453-1028 (191 amino acids)
Biological process (GO): heart development; regulation of transcription by RNA polymerase II
Molecular function (GO): RNA polymerase II transcription regulatory region sequence-specific DNA binding; protein dimerization activity; DNA-binding transcription factor activity, RNA polymerase II-specific
Source: RefSeq, a predicted model, not a curated record
GCAGCCUCUCCAGACUCUCCUCCCAUCGUGGGCGCUUUCCUCUAUUGGCUGCCUCCUUUCCACGCUGACAUCCAAAUCAUAUAAACCUGGGGGCCUCACACCUUCACCGGGGUCAAAUUUCUUGGGCAAAUCAGAGCUUCCUCUUCGGGAAACAAUCGCAAGACAGAAACACAAGCGGAGCCCAGCGCAUCGUCGACAUUAGUUCUCUGGAAUUAUAAACUUUUUGCGGCCUUUCGCCUCGGCUGAAGUCGCUUUCAGAAUGACAAGGCUGAAGAAGUCGUUGGCUGCAUUUGGUUUGACUCGUUAAUGAAUUCAAGGGAAUACAUAUUUAAGUCUUGAAUGAGUCCUGUUGGCUGUAGAUCCCCGAGCAGAGACCGUUUUGGGGCAGCAGCAGAGAGACACCGAGGGCGACGGCCAGCACGGCAACCUCCAUACUUGCUAUCCCGCUCAACAUGAACCUCAUCGGUGGCUACCAGCAUCACCACCACCUGAUGCACGAGCCCUUCCCGUUCGUCCAGCGGUGUCAUCAGGAUGCGCCCUAUUUCCAGAGCUGGGUGGUGAACCACGGCGAGGUGCCACCGGACUUCCAGAUCCAGGCGCCCUACCCCGCCGCGGAGCUCGGAGUUCCCGGAGCCACGCACGACGCCCGGCUGGAGGGGCUCCAGGCGGGAAUGGGGAAGAGGAGAGCGUCGGGGCCGAAGAAGGAGCGCCGGAGGACGGAGAGCAUCAACACAGCUUUCGCCGAGCUGAGGGAGUGUAUCCCCAACGUCCCGGCGGACACAAAACUGUCUAAAAUUAAAACUUUACGCCUGGCGACCAGUUACAUCGCUUACCUGAUGGACGUCCUGGCCAAAGACUCCGGGGAGACGGAGGGCUUUAAGGCCGAAAUUAAGAAAUUUGAAAACCGGGAUCUGAAAAGAAAACGGGAUCUGACCGACGGCCUGCAGGACUCUUUAGGAGCGGAGAAGAAGGUGAAGGGCCGGACCGGGUGGCCGCAGCAGGUCUGGGCUCUGGAGCUCAACCAGUGACCCUCCCUCCCCAUCAGCCAAACCUCUUCAGAGACUCUGGACUCAAAUCUCAUUAAAGAAAAUAAGUUAAAUAAAUCACUGACUGUACCCGAACAAUCGCUGCGCACGCGCAGUGAUGCGCAAAACGAGAGAAAGGACAACAUGUAAACACGUUGCAUGGCGGAGGAAAACACGUUUUUGUUGCGGUUUCCUCCUGGUUUUCAGCUCGACACACAAAAUCAGACUGUAGGAGUUUGAUAUUUGUCCUAUUUCUGCUUUUAGGUGUCGCCACCCUCCGGUACUGUAGACCAGAUGUUGCCACGGUGUCAAAAACAACUGUCUCCCCGAA